CAUUGCCUUUACAAAGGGAAGACCAUUACCGUUCUCCUGUCUCCCAGGUCCUGUUGAUUUGCCUGGUAUUGGAAGUCUCUUAAAUGUCAUUUGGAAUGGAGGACUACAAAAUCAACAUGAAAUUAUGUGCAAAUAUCAUCAAAAAUUUGGAGGGAUUUUUAAGAUGAAUCUUGGAUUUUUCAAGUCAGUACAAAUUGGAGACCCAGCUCUCUUGGAAUCAUUUCUGAGACAUGAAUGCAUUCAUCCCAAAAGAAUGGAGAUCAAACCAUGGAAAAUGUAUAGAGAAUAUAGAGAAGAAGCUUAUGGUCUACUGACACUGGAAGGUGAACAGUGGUUGAACAUGAGAAGAAUAGCACAAGCAAAGUUGAUGAAAAUCAAAGAAGUAGCAAGGAUGGAUGUGCAAAUUAAUGAGGUGCUAAAAGAUUUUAUCGCACAUGUCACCCGAAUAAGUGACAAACACGGCAAAAUUGAUGAUCUGUAUUUUGAACUUAACAAGCUGUCAUAUGAAACAAUAUGCUCAGUCCUGUAUAAUGAAAGGUGUGGACUUCUCCAAGAGGCAUGUACAGAAAAUGCAUUGCUAUUCAUACAAUCAGUGAAAAAGAUGAUGCACUAUUUGGGUCCACUCAUUGUAACCUCAGCAGAUCUUCAUAAAAAAUUGAAUACAAAAUCAUGGAAAAGUCAUACUGAAGCCUGGGACAAUAUAUUUGCAACAGUAAAAAAUUAUAUUGACAAGCGACUUAACUCCAGAUGUAACCAGAAGGAUGAUUUACUAAAUGCAAUUCUUUCUGAACAAUCGCUUUCCAAGAAACAACUGUCUGGUCUUUUCACCGAACUUCAGAUUGGAGGCGUUGAAACUAUGGCUAAUUCGCUAUUGUGGCUGAUAUUCAAUUUAUCAAAACAUGAUGACGUGCAGGAGAAAAUUCUCAAGGAAAUUCAGACAGUUUUAUCACCUGGAAAAUUCCCAUCUGCUGAUCAUUUACAAAAGAUGCCAUAUUUGAAAUCAUGUAUUAAGGAAUCAAUGAGAGUCACUCCGACAGUGCCUUUUACAAGUCGUACGUUGGAUAAAGAUACCAACCUUGGAGGUUAUUUUAUUCCACAAGGUACUAUUGCAAUGAUUAACUUUCACGCGAUGAUGUGGAAUGAAGACUACUUUCCUGAUGCUCAGUUGUACAAACCUGAAAGGUGGAUGAAGCCUAGAUCGACAUUAAACUCAUUUGCAAGUACACCUUUUGGUGUUGGAAAAAGAAUGUGUAUAGGACGACGACUGGCAGAACUACAGCUUCAGCUGACUCUUUGUUGGAUUUUGCAGAACUUCCACAUAAUCGCCACUGAUAUGGAACCAGUAAAAGCUAUUGCCUCUGGGCUAAUGAUUCCCACACGAAAACUGCCUGUAGCUUUUAAGAAGCGAUAAGGACCUAUUUUAUCAUGUUCCUGUCUAAAAAAAAUCCAUUUUCUGCAGUCUGGACAAUGAAAAUGCG
This is a messenger RNA of Bufo bufo (common toad), 1478 nucleotides long. Its product is annotated as 1,25-dihydroxyvitamin D(3) 24-hydroxylase, mitochondrial-like. The record is from RefSeq and is a predicted model, not a curated record. The transcript has 11 exons. Bases 125 to 1411 code for a protein of 428 amino acids. NCBI's taxonomy places the organism in Eukaryota, Metazoa, Chordata, Amphibia, Anura, Bufonidae. Gene Ontology annotation, molecular function: monooxygenase activity; iron ion binding; oxidoreductase activity, acting on paired donors, with incorporation or reduction of molecular oxygen. Gene Ontology annotation, biological process: C21-steroid hormone biosynthetic process; cortisol metabolic process; cellular response to peptide hormone stimulus. Gene Ontology annotation, cellular component: mitochondrial inner membrane.